Molecule: messenger RNA, 1211 nt
Organism: Leptinotarsa decemlineata (Colorado potato beetle)
Lineage: Eukaryota; Metazoa; Arthropoda; Insecta; Coleoptera; Chrysomelidae
Product: coiled-coil domain-containing protein 130 homolog
Biological process (GO): mRNA splicing, via spliceosome
Cellular component (GO): U2-type spliceosomal complex; post-mRNA release spliceosomal complex
Source: RefSeq, a predicted model, not a curated record
UGUCACAAAAAUUAGGUUAAUAUUUACACAUCAACUCUAGCAUUUUGAAAUCUGGGAUAAAGUACUUGGAAACAAUCUGCAGUAACUGAAAAUGGGUGAGAGAAAAGGCGUUAAUAAGUAUUAUCCCCCGGACUACGACCCUAGGGCCGGGGGAUUGAAUAAAUUUUUGGGGACCCAUGCUCUAAGAGAAAGAGCGAGGAAAAUAGAUAAAGGUAUUAUAAUAAUACGUUUCGAAAUGCCUUACAAUAUUUGGUGUGAGGGAUGCAAAAAUCACAUUGGAAUGGGUGUGCGCUACAAUGCCGAAAAGACUAAAGUUGGAAUGUACUAUACUACCCCCGUAUACGAAUUCAAGAUGAAAUGCCAUCUCUGUGAUAAUCACUUUGUUAUAAGAGCUGAUCCAGCUAAUCUUGAUUAUGUUAUACAAUCUGGAGCAAAACGACAAGAGAAUCGAUGGGACCCUACCAAAAAUGGACAAGUUGUCCCAGAAACUAAAGAAACCCAAAAACGGUUGUUUGAUGACUCCAUGUUCAAACUUGAACACGGGGAAGAGGAUCAAAAUAUAGCAAAUAGUGCGAAACCCAGGCUGUCAAAAUUAUUCAACAGGAACGAAGAUCUUUGGGCAGAUUCAUAUACCGCAAAUCAAAAACUUAGAGCAGAAUUCAGGAAAACAAAUUGUGAACUGAACCAAAAGACACUGAAGGACAAAUUACUUCUAAAAAAAUCUAGUCUGGACAUUCCUUUAUUGUCAGAGAGAGAAGAGGAUAAAAAAUAUGCAUCCUUACUUAGUAUGAAACUCACACCAUCCAAAAGCAUAUCGGAACUUACAGAAGAUAUAAGGAAAGAAAUAAUAUCGCAGUCAUCUUUACCGACAAGUAACUUUUCUCGACACAAAGAAGAAAAAGCUAUGAAAAUUUUGAAUUCCACUAAGAAGGACUUGGGAAUCAUGCCAAAGAGGAGUAGUUCAGAAAUGGUGACAAAUCAAGAUAUUAAGAAGCCAAAAACAAGUUUAGUUGGCGAUUAUGGAUCAAGCAGUGAAUCGGAAUGAACAUUUUCAUUAGAUUUUCGGGAAAAAAAUAUGACUUGAAAGCAUCUGCAAGCUUGAAAACUGGUAGAGCUGAAGUGACUACACGUUUAUCAAAAUUCUGAAAAUCAUACAAAAACAUUCUGUUCAAAAAUAACUCAAAUAUUCGAAAUGUAUAUUACUAGUCAGA